UGAAGAGUCAAGUCCAACGAGCGGUUCUUAAAACAUUUUCGGUAUAUUUUUUUGUUAUUGUAAACAACAAAAUAAAAGUCCUUUUUGUUUUAAUAGGGUAUUGUGUAAAAAAAAGAAAAGACAGCAACAAUUUUUUAUACUUUUGCAACAACCGGCGGUAAAGGCAUGACACAUUGUUGUUAUUUACAAAGAUAAUUUUUUGGAUUACAAUCAAAAUAUUUUGACAGUUUCAAUAAAACAAUAAAAAAGCAUGUAAUAACAAAACAGAAAAUAUAAAAGUAUAUGGUUUAAAAUUAAAACAAUAAACUAAUAUAAAAUUUUAUAAAUACUUAUAUACUUACAUAUGUAAAUGUGUAAAAAUAAAAUUAUGUUUGAAUAAAUAUAUGUGUUGUAGUGUCUACUUUAAAAAUUUUAUUAAAUAUUAUAUCAAAUAAGACUUUAAACUGCAGACAAAAAAAAAAAUUAAAAAUAUUAAAGCUGUCACUAGUGACAUAAUUUAAUUAAAUUUAAUUUAAUAUAAAUUGAAGUGAAAUAUUUAAAUAACAAAACAAAUAAAAUAGAACAGACUACAACAUAUACCCACAGAAUGACAUGUCCUAUCCACGGAAGUUUUCUAUUUACUUAAGACGAAAAUAGAGAAAUAACAACAAAAAUAUCUUAAAAAUUAAUUUUAUUCUUAUACAAAAAAAAAAAAAAGAAAAAUAAACCACCAUCAACAACAACAAACAACAAAUCAUAUCAACUAUAUUUAAAUACACACAUAAAAACAACUGUAAAAAACUGUAGUAAGGAAAAAUCCUGGAAAAAUGUUUUGGAUUUUACGACGCACUGGAGCAGCAAAUUUUUUCAAUUCAUUGAACAACAAUUGCAGUACAUCCAAAGGCCAUGGCUCUAAUACACAAACAACACAGGAUAAAUACGUUAAAAGACCACCACGAAAAGCGUACGGACGUCUCAGUGUCGAUUCAGAUGAUGCAUCCUCUGCCAAACAUAAAAUCGAUGAUCCUUUUGAUGAUAUUGAUAACUUUGCCAUGAUUUCAUCAGCUACUGCAAACGGCAAUAGCAACAAUUCCAAUAAAAUUACAACGGAACAACUGCACAACGGGUGUCAUCAACAUCAUCAUCAUCACAAUCACAUACAUACAAAUGAUGGAGACAGUGGUGGUGGUGAGGGUGGUGGCAAUGGAAGUAGUGGUAGUGGUCUUAGUGGAGAUGACAGUGGUUGUAGUGGGCUGAAUUGUUGUAAUGGUGAUUUAAAUAAUUCAUGUAUCGAUGAUGGUGGCCACUGCACAGCUGCCGAUUGUCAAGGAAAUUAUGCCGAUAGUAAUUUAUGUCAAUACAAUAUUUGCGGUGGCAGUAGUGGUGGAACAACAGCGACGACGAUGGUGACGAGUAAUGGUGCUUUAAAAGGAAAUUCCACUACAACCCAUCUGUAUUGCAACAAAGAGGUGAACGAAAAUACAAUAAACCGAUUACAAGCAAUGGCUAUGUCGGACGAUGAUGAUUAUGAUGAAUCUCUGACUUGUAAUGUGUGUGAUAGAGCAUUCCAUUGUCACAGGCAACUGGCAUCACAUCAACAAAAGAAACGACAUUUUGGAUGUGGCGGAUGUGAUAGUUUAUUCCCUUCGCUUAUGCUGUUAGAGCAUCAUAAAGAGGAAUUCGAACAUUGGAGUGAUGAUGAGAUUAAUCGACGUGUUUGUUGUCGUCGUAAUCGUGGUGAUGAUUAUUUUACGGAUACAGACUCAUUUACUAGCGAAGCGGAAAGUGAGGAUUUAGAGAGAUUACUUUAAGUAAAGCAAAAAACUCAAGAAAACUUUUUUUUUUGUUAUAUAGUAUGUGAAAAAACAUAUCCAUUUAAUGAUGUUUUUUCUGACUUCCUGUGAAAUAGUAUAAAUUGAAGAACAUGAUUUUAUAAAACCUAUUUUUGUAUAAGCUUAAAAAAUGUAAUAUGUAAAUGGUUUUGGGCUAUAGUUAUAUAUUAUUAAAUUUGAAUUGUUUUAUUUGUUAUAUUUAAAUAUGAAAUUUCAAAACAUAAUCUGGACCAUACAGUACGUAUUUAAUUACGGUUUAAAGUUUCCAUAAAAAUCAAUACUGUACAGAAAUUUUAAUAUUUAAAAUUUUUAUGAAGAAAUGCCCAAAAUUCAUUUACAUACACAAUUUCCAUUGUUUCCCAAGGCAGUGAAACACACACACACACAAAUCUCAAAAGGAGCAAAACUGUAACAGAAAACAAUCUGUUCAAUCAUAUCAAAAGCAACAAAAGAGAAACUAAAAGGAGAAAUAAAUAGAAUUUAUAACAAAAGCAUAUAAAAAGUAUAAAAUAAAAGAAAAUAGUAAAUGUAAAUUUAUAACUAAAAUAUACAAAAAAAAAAAAAAAAAAAAAAAAACAAAACAAAACUUUAAUAAAAUAAAUGCAUAUUUUGUAAAAAAGGGUAUUCACAAAAUGGUGUGAAUGACAACAUAUUUCGAGUGAUAAAUAUUUUUAAGUUAGAGUUAUUGUGAAUACCUUUUAACCAACAAGCUACCUUUUUACAAUAGGUGUAAAAAAUGUUUUAUUUUUUAUUUUCCAUUAUUGCUAGUUGUUAAUUAUGUAACAUUUUUUAAAGCUAUAUUCUUGAAAUAUAGUAAUUAACAAACAUAUCCAGGUGUACCAGCUAAUAGAGACAACAACUGCAGUUUUUAUUUCUCAAUAAAGUUUUUCUACAUUUGUCUUUAAGCGACUGCAAGAACCAGACCUUGUUUUCUUUAUAUUUUUUCUAAGUUUUUAUAAUAAAACUGAGUCCUUAAGAAUUAUUUUCCAUAACAAUCAUUAAAAUGUACUUUUUAGUAGUAUUUAGUGUACGUACUAUUUGGAUGUUAUAUAAAAAUAUAUUUAGUAAAUAUUAUAUAAAAUAAUAAACAAU
Lucilia sericata (common green bottle fly) is the source of this 2903-nucleotide messenger RNA. RefSeq lists its product as uncharacterized. The transcript has 5 exons. Bases 807 to 1790 code for a protein of 327 amino acids. Lineage: Eukaryota; Metazoa; Arthropoda; Insecta; Diptera; Calliphoridae. The record is from RefSeq and is a predicted model, not a curated record.